UAAUGCGUCUUCCUCUUCUUCUAGGAAACAAACAUCUGCUGCCUAUAAACAUUAUAAUUUUUCAAAUAGUCAAUGGCAUUGUAAAUAUUGCAGUAAGAAUUUUGGUGAUUCAUCGACAACAACAUUAUGGAGACACUUUAAUAAUAAUCAUUCAAAAAAAUAUGGAGUAAUAACUGGCCCUAUGGAUAAAUUUUGUAAUUCUAAUAAUAAUCUACCAGAAGAGUUUACGCAAGAAGGUUUUAGACAAAAGUUGCUUCAUUGGAUAAUAAUUAAUGAUCAACCAUUUGUUGUUACUGAAGACCAAUCUUUUGGAGAGAUGCUAACAUAUAUAAAACCUGAUAUCAAUAUUUCAUCACCAGAUACUGUUUGUCGUGAUUUAUCAAAAAAAUUUAAAGAAACCAAAGAAUUGGAAACACCUGGACUUAUUUCAUUCACAGUUGAUGCAUGGACCAGUAGGAAUCAACUUCCAUUCCUUGGAAUAAAUGUGCAUUUUAUUGAUAAAGAAUGGAAUCUAAAAAAUACAUUAUUAGAUUUUUGUAUUCUUUCUGGGCCACAUUCUGCAAUUGGAUGUGACAAUGCUUACAACAUGAAUACCAUGCUUUGUAAUAUUUCAAAUGUUUUGGCUAGACAAAAUAUAUUUUUUGAUCCAGAAAAUCAACAUGUUCGCUGUCUUGCCCACAUAAUUAAUUUGGCAGCAAAAAAAGCUUUAGGAAAACUUCAUGCAAUUGGACCUGAUGAUGAUAAUUAUAUAUUAGAAGAAGAAGAUACAAGUGAAAAUUUAAAUAAUGUGGUCUACAAGCUUCGUAAAUUAAUAAUUAAAAUUCAUGCAUCACCACAAAGACAUGAACUUCUUAAGCAGCAGUGCAUUGCUGUUAACAUCAAACCAUUAGAACUUAUUCCAGAUGCACUUCAUAAUAUUGCAUCAUCACAAAGAGAACUUAAAACUUAUGUACUCUUAGAUAGUGAGUGGAUUAGCAUAAAGGAGAUCCUUAAAUUCAUGCAGCAUUUCAAAAAAGCUACAGAUUACAUAUCAGGACAUUUGUACCCUACACUUGCAUUCAGCAUUCCAGUAUUUAAUUUUUUGUUGGAUAAAAUAGAAGAUACAAUUGACAAUUCAAACACAAAACCAAAUAUAAAAAAUGCAGCAGAAGCAGCUGCAGAAAAAGUCAAAGAAUAUUAUCCAACAACUGAUGGUCGAAUUUAUAUAAUUGCCACUAUUAUGGAUCCUAGGUUGAAAAUGAAUUAUUAUAAAGAAAAUGAAUGGGAAGAUUUAUAUAUUUUGGAAGCAGAAAAGGUAGUAACUAAUAUUUGGGAAUCAACUUAUAAAAACAAUUCUUUAAAUGAUGAACAAAUUUAUGAAGAUACUGCAGAAGAUGAUCUUUUUCUGCAUAUUUUUAAAAAGCAAAGAACAGUUAGAGAUAAUGAUGAAUUAAAAACUUAUCUUAGAGAGCCAGUCGUAAAUAGUAAAACAGAUGUUCUUUUGUGGUGGAAGUAUCCAAAUCUAUCCAAAAUGGCCCAAGAUUAUUUGGCAAUACCAGCCACAAGUGCACCAAUAGAAUGA
Entrophospora candida is the source of this 1561-nucleotide messenger RNA. NCBI's taxonomy places the organism in Eukaryota, Fungi, Glomeromycota, Glomeromycetes, Entrophosporales, Entrophosporaceae. The record is from the annotation of a GenBank genome assembly.